AAUGCAGAGAGAGGCGGUGGAUCGGGAAGAACACAGUUUGAAGUAUUUAUACAUAACAGCAGGAGUAACUCGGAGACUUGUUUUGUAUACAGUGAGCAUCGGCUAAAUCAAAGUGAAAAAUGAAGCUGCGGAGCUGGUUAAAAAUAGGUGCGUUGGUGGCUGUGCUUGCUAUAGCCAAGCAAUACGGUGGCGCGUUGGGAUUGGAUAAAGACGCCGCUCUCCGCUAUUUCCAGCAAUGGUCGGACCGAUUAGGGAUUUGGGCUGUCCCUCUCUACGUUUCACUCCACACACUCACUAUUUCCCUCUGCUUGCCCUACGCCGUCUUCUUCGAGGCUGGCGCUUCUUUGCUAUUCGGUUUCUUUCCCGCCGUACUCUGCGUCUUUUCCGCUAAGCUUAUGGGGGCUUCUCUCUCUUUCUGGAUUGGCAGGCUGGUUUUCAAACGUUCGACUUCUGCAAUGAACUGGGUCCAUGGCAACAAAUACUUCCACAUCCUCUCUCGUGGCGUCGAACGUGAUGGUUGGAGAUUCGUCAUUCUUGCACGUUUCUCUCCCAUCCCUUCCUAUGUCAUCAAUUAUGGUCUAGCUGCCACAAAUGUUAGAUUCACAGUGGAUUUUCUGCUUCCUACUGUUAUCGGCGGUAUCCCGAUGAUCUUGCAGAACACCUCCAUCGGUAGCCUUGCUGGUGCAGCAGUUGCUUCGGCAUCUGGCUCUCAGAAAUCAAAGGUUUGGUCUUAUAUUUUACCUUCACUCGGGAUAAUGUCGAGCAUUGUUAUUUCCUUGAGGAUCAAGAAGUAUUCUAGUGAUAUUAACUUGGCCGAAUCUUCCUCUACUGAUCACUCCAAAAGUGAAUAAUGUUUAGUUGUUGACUCA
Messenger RNA from Hibiscus syriacus, 869 nucleotides. RefSeq lists its product as uncharacterized. Gene Ontology annotation, cellular component: membrane. The transcript has 2 exons. The coding region runs from base 120 to 851 and encodes 243 amino acids. Lineage: Eukaryota; Viridiplantae; Streptophyta; Magnoliopsida; Malvales; Malvaceae. The record is from RefSeq and is a predicted model, not a curated record.